GAGUUUGUAAGCUUGUUUGUAAUACUUAAUUUCUCCUAAAACUAUUCAAAACUGUUACCAAUAGUUGAAAUAGAGCAAGAUGUCUCUCGCAGAUGAACUUUUGGCCGAUUUAGAAGAAGCUGCGGAGGAGGGUGAUGUGGACUUUAGAGAUCAUGACGAUGGAAUUGAGGAAGCAAUGGAGACAACAGACAGUUUAGACUCGGAUUCGAAGUCUGUUAAAAGCGUUGCAAAGCUCAAAGACAGUAAGCAGUUAAAUGACGUUCUUUCUGGGAUCGAAAAAUUCAGCAAUCAACCACGUGAUAAGGUGUUCGGUCCAGUUGAAGUCGACCCAGAAUAUCAGCUGAUUGUGGAAGCGAACAACCUGACAGCGGAAAUCGACAAUGAAGUUAACAUCAUUCAUAAAUAUGUUCGAGAUAUUUACUGCAAACGCUUCCCGGAGUUAGAAUCUCUUGUUCCUCAUCCAUUGGAUUACAUCCGCACUGUUGAACUUCUAGGAAAUGAUCUUGAAGCCAUCAAGGUGGACUUGACAGAUGUUUUGCCUCCAGCAACAAAAAUGGUGGUGAGUGUUACUGCUUCAACGACUCAAGGUGAAAAGCUCGAAGAAGAUGAUGUAGAGCGACUCAUGGAAGCCUGUAAAACUGUCACUGAUUUACUGGAGGCCAAGAUUAAUAUAUUUGAAUAUGUUGAGUCGAGAAUGACAUUUAUUGCACCCAAUCUAUCAAUUAUUGUUGGAGCAUCAACUGCUGCCAAGCUCAUGGGUUCAGCUGGUGGGCUUACAAGCUUGUCAAAAAUGCCGGCCUGCAAUGUCUUACUAUUGGGAUCUCAAAAGAAAACUUUGUCAGGAUUUUCUAGUGCAGCAAUCUUGCCUCAUACUGGGCAUAUUUAUUUCAGUGAUUUUAUACAGGUUUGUAUACAUAUAUAACAGUCAUUAAAACCUAGCAUUACAUGCAAGGGGAAUGGAUGGGGAGAGGAGGAAGGAGGACAGUAAAGGAAAACAUUUACUUAGGGGAAAGUCAGUUUUACAGCCUGCCAUUUGGGCAAGCUGUAGAUAUCAUGUACUAGCCCACAAGUCAUUUCAACUAGCCCCAAAACCCUUUUUGAUUGGCAGGAUUGAUAACAAUCCUUCUGUAAUUUGAAUUUCCCCAAAAAACAGCACUUGCCCGUCGGGCAAGUUAAGAACAAAAAACACUAGCCCAAUGGCAAAAUCCACUAGCCCAGGGCUAUUGGACACGACUUUCUUUGCACGUUGAUUUCCUUUUCCUCCUUUUUCUCAUUCCUCUAAAUUCUUUGUGGUGGAUGAGUUUCCUUCAUUGUUUCAACAGAACUGCCAGCUAUGUGGGCUAUAUACAGGCAAAACUCCAUGUAUGGCCACCCCUUGUAAGUGACCAGCUGCCAUAAGCAGCCACCUAUGCAAAACUGUUUUUGAAUUUCCAUUGUCCUUAAUCUCUUCUAAGCGACCACCUCAUGCAAUGUCUGAUCUGUGAGUUUGGUGUAUAUAGUUGUGUUGCUCGAGAGUAUUAAAAAAACUUUUAUAGGCAACAUAGAUUUACAUAAUAUUAUAACCUAAAAUUUGCAUACAGUGCUUUCUCUCCAAAAGCAAAUGUGUCUGCACUUCACCCCACUAACCCUUCACAGGAGGUUUGACUUUACUAUAAAGUUCACAAGGAAUAUAUGAGCAUGCAUUGGGAUCAAGAAAAGGAAGGUGCAUCAUUCAAGUAUUGGUCUUGACUUGACUCCUGUGUAAUCAGCUGUGUGAUAUCCUAGCAAAACUCAGCAUUAAAAGGAGAAAGUUGCUCAAUGUUAGCAUCCUUCUGUCUGUUUGUAUCAUCACUACAAAAACCCUGUGAAUAGAGCUGCUCCCUUCCAACGGGGAUGUUUUGCGAGAGAGAUGUCUGCACCUCAAAAAUUCCAUACUGCCUUUAUAAAUUCAUCCAGAAUCUGGUCAAGAGCUUGGACUGUUUGUAGUGGUAAUGUUGCACCCUUUCAGCUAUUGUUUAGGCAUGACAGACCAAAAACAUGAGGUCACAAAGUUAAAAUGCUGAAUUUACCUAGAAACACUCAAUUCUUAGGGACAUACUUGCUUUAAAGUAAGCAUUUGAGUCUUGCUGGCCCCGAAAUCACAGCAAAACUCAAACUAAAAUAAAUAUACAUCUGGAACCACAUGACUAACAGAUUAAUCAUAUAAUUAAUCAUACAAACCUCAAUAUUAUUCAAGUCUUCAGUACUGAGUUUUUGAGGUGUACAAUCAUGCAGAUGUCUCUCCCUGUCUGUAUUCAUAGGCUAUAAGACAGUAAGAACAGAAAAUUGAAGCCUCCAGAUAGGAAUAAUAUUAAGAUGGCCAUGAAGAAACAGUAACUUUUAACGCUAUUUUCAGCAGGAACAUUAAUAAUUUGUAUUUCUCUAUGUUUCAGAAUAUGCCUGCUGAUCUGAGAAAGAAAGCAGCAAGAAUUGUUGCAGCGAAAUGUUCCCUUGCAGCAAGAGUAGACAGCUUUCAUGAAAAUACUGAUGGAUCUGUGGGGCAGCAACUCCGAGAGAAUAUUGAAGGCAAAUUUGAUAAGUUGAUGGAACCUCCGCCACUGAAGGAAGCUAAGGCACUGCCAAGGCCCGAUGAUGCUCCUCGGAAGAAGAGAGGUGGCCGCAGGGUACGUAAAAUGAAAGAGAAAUUUGCUGUGACAGAGAUGAGGAGACAGGCCAACAGACUGGAGUUUGGUCAGAUCGGUGAAGAUGUGUAUCAGACAGACUUGGGUUUCUCUGUUGGUACGAUGGGAAGGAAGGAGAACACAGGCCGUGUGCGAACUCCUGCUGUUGACAAGAAGACACAGGUUUCCAUCUCCAAACGUCUGCAAGUAAGUACUCUCAAAGCUCUCUUAAUAGGGGCUCUUCCACAGCUCCUUUAACAAGGCUCCAUUAUUUGAUCUCUCCUCACAAAAGUCAUUUUCAUAAGCAGCCAACUCCAGUAGUGCAGACACUUUUUUUACUUCCUUAGGUUGUCCACGUAAGGGAGUCUCAAGUAUUGACAGUGUGUGAAUGCCCACACUAUAGUUGUGCACAUUGCACUCUUUAUAAGUGCACAAACAAAAUGAAACAAAAAAACAAACAAAAACAAAAUGAAAAUAUUUAAAUAGACGUAAAAAAAAUUACAAAAUGACAGAUUCAAAAUGUGUGCAGAAGAGAGCAAUGAUCAGCAACACAACAAACACACAAUUAAAAAACUGCCGUUGUAUCAUCCCUAGAUUCAAGUGAGAAAAAAACAGUAGCUAACUCAGACUGUUUUCUUGUUCUACACUCUGCAUUUGGCAUCAGUAUAAAUUAACCUUGUUGUGGGGUAUUGAACUCAUCAUUUUGUGCGUGCAUUUACUUUUUUUUUUUUCUUACUGAGCGACAGUCCCCUAAAAUAGCCAAAAUCUUGAGGACAACCUUGAAGUGUAUUACAAUUUUCAAUGCGGCUUGGUCUUCCUUUGUAAUGUAAGAAUAAUGUCUCUUGUUAUUAGCGGAGUCUUCAGCAGUCCCAGAGUUUGGGAGGACAGACAACAGUUCGACGAGGAGUUUCAGGAACAGCAUCCAGUGUGGCAUUCACCCCUCUGCAAGGAUUGGAGAUUGUCAGCCCUCAGGCAGCAGAACAGAAAGUGGAGAAUGCCAAGUAUUUCUCAAGUACUGCAGGCUUCCUGAAAGUCAAGAAACAAUGAUUUUUAGUUGAUCAGACUGUUGAACAUGUCUCUUUACCUGGAAGGAAAAGUUGGCUCCAUAUCAAAAGAAAUUGGAUUGCCAGUCCAAUGUUUUUUUGUUCUAUUUUAUUGUAGUGGAUGGCGUCCAAGUAGUACAGUACAAGGAAUACUAACUCUUAUGAGGAGUUGUGGUGUUUGCAUUGCACAGCAAUCAUGAAUGUUGUUGUAGCCUGCAAGCAUGCUCUCUGUUUGGGGGAGUUGCAAGAAGUCAUGCUAGAGAAGCAUGCAAAAGGAAAUGUGUGAGGGGCAGGGGAAGUAAGUGGCUUUUUCCUCUGCUACUCUUGCUCACACGUUCUGUCAUGGCUUGCUUCACUCACCAUAAAUGGAGAGCUUGCUGAUAGGCUAGCAUAGUUAAUGUUUCAGGAAUUGCAGAGCUCUGCGGCUGAUUGGGCUAUAACGAGUAAUUUCAACAGGAAUUUUCCUUUUUGAUUUAAAAAGGUCCUUUGAUUUUUUGUGCAGUUAUAAGUGAACUCAAUUUUCUUUGUCAAAAGUGCGUUUUCGUGCAGAAACCUAUCAGAAUGGUGGUAAAAUUUUCUCAAUUUUGAUAGAAUUAAACGUGGUUAUGGUUAUAUCAGAAGCUGCAAAUUUCCAAAUUUUCAGGGGAAGCAUGCCCAUGGACCCCCUUGAUAAUCUUGCACCUUUGGCACUCGUCGAACUUGUGCUACGCGUGAGCUAGUCCCACCAAUCCAAAAUAUGGUCCAUGGUCCCUGUGUAUGGAGUAGAGAACAUGAUUGUAAUAAAGCAGAUAUUCAUUAUUGUGUGAAAAAUAGACAGGUUUGUUUAUUAAACAGGGUUUAUAUAUGGUUCAUGUUUCAAACAAUGCCCUGCAAUCCAAAUCUCCAACUUUUUAAUGACAAUGAUUAACUUUUUCAAGCAUUUUACUUUAAAUAAUAAGAUACUCUACAUGGUGAUUGACUUUUGAAGACAUUUUAGUCCUGCUUAAGGCUGUUUACAAAAUUGUCAUUAAAUAUUACCCGUAAGUUAAGUAAUAUUACCAGUUUAGUUUUAAUAUAGUAGGCCAUUUAAUAUAGUAGGGCUCAUUUACCGAACAGCGGCUGGUAAUCGAGCCUACUGUCAUUGUGGCUCGUUAGGGCCACAAUAAUGUAAAAUAACCUGCUCACUCUGAUUUAAGCCCUGACGCCAAAGUAGUUGUCUGCGGAGGAGGCUCUACUGUAGAAAAAAUUGGAGAAG
Porites lobata is the source of this 4916-nucleotide messenger RNA. NCBI's taxonomy places the organism in Eukaryota, Metazoa, Cnidaria, Anthozoa, Scleractinia, Poritidae. The record is from the annotation of a GenBank genome assembly.